UGAACAGGGUUGGCCAAGUCACAGCGAUCUCUACUGCGUGUGAGUACGGCAAUGUCAGAUGCGUGAACAACGCCACUAUGAUGUUUGAUCAGUGGAUUAACACCAACAACAAUAGUCACAUCCCUGAGAGGCUGAAGUCCACGGUGUACUGCACGGCCAUUAAACAUGGCGGCAGUCGGGAGUGGGAUUUCGCCUGGCAGCAGUACUUGACAGCCGGAGCCUCUGAACAGACUCUCCUGCUGCCUGCCCUGGCCUGUACUCAGGACACCGAUAUAUUACAAACGUUCUUGGAGAGAAGUAAGGACGACGGCCUGGUGAGGAAACACUCCGCCCCGCUGGUGGUGAGGUACGUCGGGGGGAACAGUGUCGGCAAGUCGGUGGCCUGGAGCUUCCUCAGGGACAACUGGGACUUCUACUUCGACAACUAUGACGACCAAGCCUUCACGAUGACGGGUGUUGUGGAGGACGUCACCAGGCAGUUCAGCACACAGGAGGAUCUGGAGCAGCUGGAGACAUUCCUGGCGGCCCAUCCUAAUCAGGGCACGGCUACCCAGGCCUUCUCCCAGGCCGUAGGGAACACACAGGCCAACAUACGGUGGCGCCGGAACAACGAGGACAAGCUCCGGGCGUGGCUACAGACACAGGGCUGA
Molecule: messenger RNA, 650 nt
Organism: Branchiostoma belcheri (Belcher's lancelet)
Lineage: Eukaryota; Metazoa; Chordata; Leptocardii; Amphioxiformes; Branchiostomatidae
Product: aminopeptidase N-like
Exons: 5
Coding region: 78-650 (190 amino acids)
Biological process (GO): proteolysis; peptide catabolic process
Cellular component (GO): cytoplasm
Molecular function (GO): metalloaminopeptidase activity; zinc ion binding; peptide binding
Source: RefSeq, a predicted model, not a curated record